Molecule: messenger RNA, 600 nt
Organism: Octopus bimaculoides (California two-spot octopus)
Lineage: Eukaryota; Metazoa; Mollusca; Cephalopoda; Octopoda; Octopodidae
Source: RefSeq, a predicted model, not a curated record
AGACGUAACAGCGUUUUAUAAGACGCUUUGAACGUACGACAUUUUGAUUUUCAACAAAGUGUCAAAGCAUGACCGAGCUAGAAAUUUCGGUUUUAUUUUUCCUGGUUCUCAUGUUUAGUCAAACAAUUUGUUCGGCUUCUUAUAAUGGAUCGAUAUCAACUGUGAGAAGCGUGUCAGCGAUCACAUCAACUCACCGACAAUAUUUGACAGAGAGCAUUGACAGAGAAAAUGGCGUCGAUGACAGGGAAGAUUUUGUUGGUGGUGCCAAUAUUGGCGGAAACAAUGCAAGCACAAGCCUUCGCAGUAAUAGAGAUGAAGGAAGGGCAAUAGAAGCUACAGAACCACAAAUAUCAACAACAGCAACAACAACAACAACAACAAAUGUGAAAAUCAACCGAAACGGCAAUAUUGCAAAAGAGAAGUCGUCCAAACUGGAGAAACCAAUAUUUGGCGUAUUGCUAUUUCUCGGUUCGAUAUUCAUUUUGGUUGUAGGAGUUCUUCUGGAAAUUUCUAAUAGAUACAAGCAGAAGGAAGAAAAAGCAUCUCUGAAAAAAUUUGAUGAAAAAUAUACGCUUUUGUAAAUAAAUGUUCCCUAAGACA